UCCACUUCCCCAAAAACCCUAAUCCCUACUCGUCCUCUUCUCAUUCUCCCAUUUCUUAAACAGCAGAAGCAGCCGCUUGGCUAAGAGCGAGAGAUAGAGAGACAAGAGAAGCAAUGGUGUCUGGUUCAGGGAUCUGCGCUAAGAGGGUUGUGGUGGAUGCAAGGCACCACAUGCUGGGUAGGCUUGCGUCUACCAUAGCUAAGGAGCUAUUGAACGGGCAAAAAGUUGUGGUUGUUAGGUGUGAGGAGAUAUGCAUCUCUGGUGGAUUGGUUAGGCAGAAAAUGAAGUACAUGCGAUUCUUGCGUAAGCGCAUGAACACUAAGCCUUCUCACGGUCCUAUCCACUUCCGUGCUCCAUCUAAGAUCCUCUGGCGUACAAUCCGUGGGAUGAUUCCCCACAAGACUAAGCGUGGAGAGGCUGCACUGGCUCGUUUGAAGGUUUAUGAGGGUAUUCCACCCCCAUAUGAUAAGAUGAAGAGGAUGGUCAUUCCUGAUGCUCUCAAGGUGUUGAGGCUUCAGGCUGGACAUAAGUAUUGUUUGUUGGGCAGGCUUUCGUCCGAGGUAGGAUGGAACCACUAUGAGACCAUCAAGGAGCUUGAGAGGAAGAGAAAGGAGAGGGCUCAAUUGACCUACGAGAGAAAGAAGCAGUUGACAAAGCUGAGGGUUAAAGCUGAGAAGAUUGCAGAGGAGAAGCUUGGUUCCCAGCUAGAUGUUAUUACUCCAAUCAAAUACUGAUUUGGAGAGAAAUUUGUUUUUCUAGCAGAAAAUUUGAGAUUAUUGUUGUUGAAGCUAAAAUCUGUUUUCUGUUUCGACAAUUUCUUUUUUGAGUGGAUUAAUUUUGUGGUAGUUAUUUUUAUUUAAUUUCUUGCAAUAUAGAUUUGCCAUAUGGUUUCUCAUAUUAGCAAUAAUUUUUGAAUUUUUGAA
Messenger RNA from Jatropha curcas, 923 nucleotides. RefSeq names its product large ribosomal subunit protein uL13w. Lineage: Eukaryota; Viridiplantae; Streptophyta; Magnoliopsida; Malpighiales; Euphorbiaceae. Gene Ontology annotation, molecular function: mRNA binding; structural constituent of ribosome. Gene Ontology annotation, biological process: negative regulation of translation; translation. The record is from RefSeq and is a predicted model, not a curated record. Gene Ontology annotation, cellular component: cytosolic large ribosomal subunit; ribosome.